Messenger RNA from Thelazia callipaeda (thelaziosis nematode), 1011 nucleotides. NCBI's taxonomy places the organism in Eukaryota, Metazoa, Nematoda, Chromadorea, Rhabditida, Thelaziidae. The record is from the annotation of a GenBank genome assembly.
AUGACUAUUUUGGCAAGCAGAAAAGCCACAGUGAUAGCAUCACUGUGCUCAACAGUUUGUAUCAUGAGUGUUGUUAUUUUGCUACCACUGAUGCAUUUUCAUAGCCAAAAAAUAAUUGCUUCAAUGCUAUCCCAAAUUGACUUAUGCAAGGCUGAAUCAAGUGAUAUUUGGAAACAAUUAACAGUAAUUGGCAAGAAUAAUCGAAAUACUCGUUCAGUAAGGUUAGACUUGCCAUAUGUCGGUAAUUUUGUAAAUGACGCAUGCUGUACUUGCUCACAGGGAUCACCAGGACCUCGUGGACCUCCUGGAAAAGAUGGUCUACCUGGUAAAGAUGGUGGACCAGGUAAAGAUGGAACUAGGGGACGAGAUGGCAGAUAUCUUCCUGCUCCUCCACCAGGCACUCAUGCUUGUCAGAAAUGCCCACCAGGCCCACCUGGACCACCUGGUUUUCCCGGACCUAAAGGUAUGCGUGGCAGUCGAGGAUUACCAGGUAGGCCUGGAAAACCUGGAGAACCAAACCGUCCUGGACCACCAGGACCACCAGGUCUUCGUGGAGAGCCUGGACCUCCUGGACCAAAAGGGCCAACUGGUGAUCGUGGUAAAGUAUUAAAUGGAGCACCACCUGGACCAGUCGGUCCUCCGGGACAUGUAGGUCCACGUGGAGCUCCUGGUAUUAAAGGACAUGAUGGAAAACCAGGAUUGCCUGGUAAUCAAGGUGUAAGAGGCCAGGUAGGAGAAAGAGGAUCUGCAGGAAACGCUGGACUACCAGGUCCACCUGGACCUCCAGGAGAGCCAGGACAGCCUGGUACUUGCUCCCACUGUCCAGGAAUAGCGCCAUCAAGAACUUCAGUUAGUCAUCCAGUAACGAAUUCCCAAAAAGUCACUACCACUCAACGUCCAACAGAAUCGUUAAGACAAACACGCAUGUCGUUAUCAGUAUCGCCCCAAAUUUCUGAUCCAGAAUCAAUUCAGAAACAAGAUGAUAGAGAAUAUUUAUGGAUUCAAAAAUAG